Molecule: messenger RNA, 2397 nt
Organism: Raphanus sativus (radish)
Lineage: Eukaryota; Viridiplantae; Streptophyta; Magnoliopsida; Brassicales; Brassicaceae
Exons: 1
Coding region: 135-2291 (718 amino acids)
Source: RefSeq, a predicted model, not a curated record
AACGAUGUUGACUUUUCGUCUAUGAAAAAAUCCAACGCUAUCAUUGACUUUUUUGGAUCAAAAAGGCUAUCUAUCGUUGACUUGUUUCCUUAAAUCUUUGACUUCUCUGUUUCGCUCGCAGAUCGCAAAACUCCAUGGAGACAGAUUUGGAGUCAGAGCUCAUCUCACUCAUUUCUCAACUAGUCAACGCCGCCGAUGAUGACAGUGCUGAUUCAGGAACAGAUUCAGACUCAGAGUUGGAGGAGUAUCGGAACGUAAAGUUCAUAAGGAUCAUAACACCGUUGAUUCAGAUUAUCUCUCUCGUCAGAUCUGUUGACUUUGAUGCCUUGCCUAAGAAGCCCGAGUCUAAGCUCAUCUCGCUCGUCGCUCAAGCAGUCUCUCUCUUCAACUCCUCUUCCCUGCCGGAGCCCCUUUCGAGUCUCAUCUCACUAAUCUCAAGAAAAAUCUCCAUGCCUGAUUCUGAUUUGUUCUUCCCCAUAGCCCUUCGCCAAACACUAGGACUGGAGCCAGCUCCAAGGCUCGUGUCACUCGCACGUGAAAUAGUCUCACUCGUCAUCUAUUUGAAUUCUAAGAAGCUUAUUCAGUUAUGCCCACAGCGACAAGUAUCCAUCGACAAAGGAGGAAAAAUCAAAGUCUUUCGAGAAGGCGAUGUCAAGUGGAGGAUCAGAGCCAAGUGGAAUUGUUUCAUUGGAAGAUGGAAAAAAUUCAAGUUAAUAGGAGGGGAUAAUAAUAACUUCACUCAUUUCAUUUGUGGGAGUUGCAAUGGGAAGUACCAUCAAGAAUAUGAUAAGGCUCCAAUCCAAAUCAAACACCCUCUUCAUCCCAAGCAUUCUCUCCAGCUCGUGUCCUUGAGAUUUGGCAGUGAAACUAGAGUAUGCUAUUGUUGUGAUGGUUAUCUCCAUGAGGUAUUUUAUUAUUGCUCGGCCUGCGAUUACGCUAUCAACGUUUCUUGUGUGGAGAAACCACUCAUCUUAGCUAGAGACUUUCCCAAGUGGCAUGAGCAUACACUUGCUCUCUUUCCUACCCAAGCUUCUUUUCCUUGCAGUAUUUGUGCCUUGACCCAUUCAGCAUGUCCUUUCUAUGUAUGCCCACCUUGCGACUUUGUCAUCCAUCAGAAAUGUAUCAGCUUACCGCGUGUCAUAAGGAUCUCUCGCCAUCCCCACCACCGCAUCUUCUUUACCCCAUCUUUUACUCAAGAAGGUCACUUGUCAUGCGGUGUUUGCCGUAGAAAGAUGGAAAAUGAUUACGGGGGUUAUUCUUGUGUUAAGGAUGGUUGUUCCUAUGCUGCACAUUCAAGAUGUGCCACACAAAGUAAUGUGUGGGAUGGCAUAGAUCUUGACGGAGUGCCUGAAGAAAUUGAAGAGGAAGUUGAACCAUUUGUGAGGAUAAGUGACGGAGUCAUACGUCAUUUUAGUCAUGAUCGUCAUCUUUUGAGAUUGGACGAGAACAAAGAAAAAGUUUACGACGAGACUAAGCUGUGCCAAGCAUGUGUCACCCCAAUCUAUUUCGGUAACUUCUACUCUUGUGUGCAAUGCGAAUUUGUUCUUCAUGAAACAUGUGCUAAUCUUUCUCGCAAAAUAUAUCAUCCGAUACAUCCACAUCAGCUUGUUCUAGUUCCAGUGGGAGGAUAUGACCACAUUACAUGCUCAGCUUGUGAUAGGUUAAUACCAGCAGCUUGUUUUUCGUAUGAGUGUGGUAAAGAAGAAUGUAAUUUUCAUCUCCAUGUUCAGUGUGCCACAACUUCUGAGCCAUUAGUCCAUGGAAGCCAUGCACAUCCUUUAUUUCUAACCACUAAACCAGAAGUGUGGGGAUCAUGUAGUGUUUGCUCUCUUAAGAUAAAGGAAACAUUCAAUUGCAUUGAAUGUGAUGACUUUUCUAUGUGUUUCCAGUGUGCUACUAUACCUCCAAAGGUGAGGUAUAAGCAUGAUAAGCAUAUCCUCACUCUUUCUUAUGGCGAGGAUACAAGUACAACCAUGACCUAUUGGUGUGAGGUUUGUGAAAGAAAAAUAGAUUUGAACAAAUGGUUUUAUACGUGUGAUCAGUACUGUUGUGUCACCCUACAUAUCGGAUGUUUGAUUGGAAGAGACUUAUUCAUGAAGCCUGGUUCAUCACUCUUAUUCUACGGUAAACAGGUAGAUGUUUUGUCCAAUAAUCAUCUCAUGUCUCGACCCAUUUGCGCCAAUUGUCUGAAUCGUAGUCCACACAAAAUAGCUUUCCAAUGUUCCGGCUUAAUAGCUUGUUCUCUAAAAUGUUUUAAUUAUGUUCGUUUUUUAAGGAUGGUAUCGCUUUAAUUGUGAGAGAUAUUACUGAAAUAAUUGUAUGUGUACUAUUGAAAUAUAUGAUGGCCUGCCCUUGCUUGUUUGUUUCACAUUUGUGUAAUAAAAUUAGUAUUGAUUA